Emiliania huxleyi CCMP1516 is the source of this 931-nucleotide messenger RNA. RefSeq lists its product as hypothetical. Lineage: Eukaryota; Haptophyta; Isochrysidales; Noelaerhabdaceae. The transcript has a single exon. The record is from RefSeq and is a predicted model, not a curated record. Gene Ontology annotation, biological process: tRNA guanine ribose methylation. Gene Ontology annotation, molecular function: RNA binding. The coding region runs from base 28 to 771 and encodes 247 amino acids.
GAGAAUCGCGUCGCGCGGCUGCGCGAGAUGCUGGACCGGCGGCGCGGCGGCCUCCACCUCGUCCUCGAGAACAUCGGCGACCCGCACAACGCCGCCGCCGUCCUGCGCACCGCCGAAGGGCUCGGUGUGCAGCACGUCCACGUCAUCGAGUCCAUCAGCGACUUUCACGUGACGGACCAGUUUGCGGGCUCUGCAGCCAACCGAGGCCGGCCACGCGCUGCCGGCACCAACCUGGUGUCGAUGGGCGCGUCGCGCUGGCUCACCGUCUCCCGGUACACCAGCUCGCGCACCUGCCUGGCGGCGCUGAGGGAGCUGGACCUGCAGGUGCUGACCUCGGACUGCCCUCCGCUCUCGGACGAGGAGGGCUCCGGCGUGGAGGAGGAGACUGCGCAGCAGGCGCAGGGGGAGGGAGGCUGGCAGACGCACAAGAGCCACCAGUUCGAGGCGCGGCCGAUCGACGCGCUCGAUUUUGGCGCGCGGCCGGCGGGCGCCGCCCUUGUCUUUGGGAACGAGCGGCGCGGCGUCUCCAAGGCCUUUCUGGAGCGCGCCGACGGCUCCUUCUUCCUGCCGAUGUGCGGCUUCACGCAGUCCUUCAACAUUUCGGUGGCGGCAGCCAUGUCACUCUGGGCCGCAAUCGCUUCGGGACACUUCCCGGAGGGCUCACUGCCCUCCGAGGCCAAGGCGCGGCUCAUGGCGCGCUGGCUGCUGCGCGACGUCAAGGCGGCGAAGCCCAUCCUGCGCGCCGCGGGCAUCGAGGUCGACGAGUUUUGAGGCCAGGUGUGGGCCACCGAGACAUGGGGCCCCUUGACCAAAUCUCAAUGGCGGUGCUGUGAGAGUGGCUAUUCUAGAGUACAACCUUCGUGAGAAGGUGUAUUCUAUAUCUAAGAGAGGUGGGCGGUUUUUCUUUCCGACAAGAACCACUUAUGCUUCC